GUGUGUCAUCUAAAAUCAUUUUUCAUAUAGUGCUUUUGGACAACUGGCGAAGUGAUUAAACACUUCACUUCAGAGUCUGACUACCAAAAUUUGAAUUCCAGCCCUUCCAUUUGCUACUGUCUAUUACUCAAUAAAUUCGUACCCUCUUUAAGCCUCAUUUUCUUAUCUUUACAUAGGGAUGAUCAUUGGUACCUAUCUGAUAAGAUUAUUAAUAAGAAAUAAAAUAAUCAAUGAAGAAUGACUAGUGUAGUUUCUGGCACAGAGGAACCACUCCAAUAAAUAAGACAGUUAAACGCUGGUUAUUAGGGACUUCUGCCUGUAGUCACGGUGAGGUAACUGGUACUAGACUUGCCCUCCCACUAUAAGCUACAAGAAAACUGAAUAAAAUAAGAAACCACUAUUUAAAGAUGAUGGAAAACAGAAAACACAGGACAAUGAUCCAAGGAGAAAGAGAGCCAAUGAGGGAAGCCCUAAAAUUACCUCAGCUUUCAACCUGAAGACAUUCUUUAGAAUGUAACAGUGUAUUUGUCAAUUUCACUGUACACAAUUGAUCUCAAUAAAACCGACUAAAAAAGAGAGACAUAAAAAUCCCAAAAUAUUUAGAGAUAAAUUUAACGUAAAUUUAUAUGAACGUGCAAAAGACCUAGAAUGUAUUUUUGUUUAUAUUGUAAAAAUAUAAAAAUGUAUUUUAGAAAGAGCAAAGUUGGCAGACUAUCCUAGCUAUCAAGGAAUGUAGUAAAUUUAUAGCAGUAGUGCUCAACAGGGCCAAUCUCCCUCCCCUCAGGGAACAUUUGGCAAAGUUGGGAGACAUUCUUUAUUGUCACUACUCUGGAGGGAGGAGAGCAGUAUGAUAUUGGUAUCUAGUGGGCAGAGGCCAGAGAUGCUGCUAAACAACCAACAGUGCACGGGACAAUGCCCUGAAACAAAAAAUUAUCUGGCUCAAAGUAUCAAUAGUGCCAAGGCUGAGAAACUGUGAUCUACAAUAAGGCAGUGAGUAGAGAUCAAUGGAACAGAACAGAUAAUCCAGGUAUGAAUCCACAUAUAUAUACGGAUUUUUGACAAAUAUGCCAAUGUGUAUCAAUGAGAGAAAGAAAAGUCUUUUCAGCCAGUGAUGCACAAUAGCUAUCCAAAUGGAAAAUAUAGAUAACUCUUGCUCCCCAACUCAAAUAGCAUCAAUGAACUCAAAUGGAAUUACAGGCCUAAAUAUAAAAGCUGAGGCUAUAGAACUUGAAAAAUAAGGUGAGAAGAAAUGUUCACAAUCUUAUGGUAGGCAAAGAUUUCUUAGGAUACAAAAAGCACAAAUGAAAAAAUUAAUAAACAGAUUCCAUCACAAUUUAAAAUUUCUGUUUCCUAGAAAGACCGUGUUAAUAAAAUAAAAAGUCAAGGCACAACCUGGGAGAAAACAUUCACAAUACCUAUUUCUGACAAAGAACUUGUAUCCAGCAUACACAAAAAGCUCUUACAAUUCAACAGUAAGACAAACAAUCUUAUAAGAAGUGGGCAAAAUGAAGAUAAUAGCGUGAUAGGAUAAGUUCACUAUAGCCCAUUCUUCCCACUUACUAUACCAAAAAGUCUACACAAAAUGCAAAACUAGCUACCCGAGAACUCUAAAAAGUAAACAAGAACAUUGUGGAGGAGAGGCAAAAUUACUUGGACUUGAGACAGUGAUUCAUGCAGGGGAGAGUUUCCCAGGUUUGUUCUCUCUUUCUCUUUCUCUCUCUCUCUCUCUCUGUCUCUCUCUCUCUUUCUCUGUUUCUGUUUCUCUCUCUCUCUGUUUCUAUUUCUUUCUCUCUCAGCUUUGCCCAGAAAGCACACUCUAAUUACACUACAGCAAUGCAGUGGUGGCAAAAGGAUGGCUACUCUAGAAGAAAUGCAGUAUUUCUGGUCAAAUGAACCAGGAUAGAGACCACAGAAGGAAACAAAGCAUGAGGACAUCCAGGAAGGAAGGUAGCCAGAAAAGCAGUCCUCUAAUUCUGUGAAUAAAUGCCUACAAGUCUCAGCCUAACUCCUGAAUUAUGCAUGAGUGGGAUAGACCUAAACCAGAAUAGAAAAGCUUUCAGAAAGAACCAAACUAAGAUUUAAACCAUGCGCACACAUCUUUUUAUCCUAAUUGCUAAAUAAUGCAUGCAAAAAACAGACCCAAAUGAAUACGGCAAAGGCUUAGAGAACUGAGAUUUGCACCACUGUAUACUAAAGGCAAGACAGAACUUGCAGCUCAAACCUAACUAAAUUGAUUUCCGGAUAAAGCUAAAACAUCAGCUCUCUACGGAGGAUUAUGUACCUGACCCAAAGUCUACAUAAAAUGAUAUUCAAAAUGUCUAGGACAAUCUAAAAUUACCCAACAUACAAAUAACCAGAAAAAUGUGAACAAUUCUCAAGGAAAAGAAAUUAAUGUCAAUCCCAAGGUGGGCCAUGUGUUGGAAUUAUCAUCAAAGACUUCAAAAUGCUAUUAUGAGUAUGUUCUGUGAGGUUAAGAGAAACACAUUUGGCACAAAUAAAAAGAAGUUCUCAAUAGAGAAAUAGCAACUGUAAAAAAAUAACCAGAUGAAAAUGUUAGAACUGAAAAAUACAAAAUCUGAAAAAAAAAUUUCACUGGAUGAUUUCAAUAGCAGAAUGGUGAUGUCAAUUGGAAAGAGUCUGUGAGCUUAAAGAUAGAUACAUGUGAUUUACACAAAUCUGAAGAACACAGAGAAAAGGUUAAGACAUAAAUGAGCAGAGUCUCAGGGAUCCAUGGAAAAACGUAAAAAAAUUUAACAUACAUGACAUUAGAGUCCCAGAAGGGGAGGAGAAAUAGGCUGGAAAAAACAUACUUGACAAAAUAAAGACCUAAAUCUUCCUAAAUGUGGUGAAAAAUGUAAAUCAAUGUACUUAAGAGGCUCUGUAAACCCCAGAAAGGAUAAGGUCAAUGAAAACCAUGCCUAGACACAUUAUAAAGGGCUAAAAACCUUAUCUAUUACCACUUACGAAGGAUAAACAAAAACAUCUUCAAAACAGCUAGAGAAGAAUGGCACACUACAUACAGUAGAAUAACAACAGGGAUAUAUCCAUGCAGUGGAAUAGUGCUCAACAAAACAGGAACAAACUAUUGAUUCAUGCAACAGCAUAGAUUAAUCUCAAUAGCAUUAUGCUAAGAGAAAUCAUACAAAAGCUACACUUUAGAUUCCAUUUGUAUAAAAUUCUAGAAAAUGUAAAAUAAGAGAGCAGAUCAAUGGUUGUCUGUGGAUGGGAAUGGAGGGAAGAUGGAUUAUAAAAGCAAAUGAGAAAAAUUUGGGGGUUGAUAUAAAUAUUUGUUAUCCUGACCAUGGUGAUAGUUUCUGAGGUGUGUACAUAUGUAAAAAUUGAUCAAAUUGUACACUUUAAAUCUAUGUAGCUUAUUGUACUUUAAUUAUAACAAUAAAGUUAUUAAAAUGAGAAAAGAUGUAAACCCUUAAAUGAAAAUAUACAAAUGGCAGUAUGCACAUAAAAGAAAUGCUCAACAUCAUUAGUCAUCAAGAAAAUGCAAAUUAAAACCAGAAUGGUAUCUAUACACCCACGAGAAUGGCAAAAGUUAAAAAGAAUGUGAAGAAACUGGGACAUUUCCCAACAUUACUGUUGGGAAUGUAAAAUGAAUGUAUCAUUUGAUAUUCCAUAAAAUGGAAACAGUUUGGCAGUUUCUUACUUAGUUAAACAUACACUUAAGAUGUGAUCGAACUACUCAAAUCCUAGCUAUUUACCUAAGAAGAAUGAAAACUAUACCCACUCAAAGACUUGUAUGUAACUAUUUCUAGCAGCACUAUUCACAAUGGAAACAACUAGACUGUAUGCACAGAAGGCUAGAUAAGCAAAUUGUGUUACACCACGUAACAGUAUUACUACUACUCCUCAAUAAAAGGGAGCAAACUAUACCACAAAAAAGAUGAAUCUUAAAAACAUAGUGCUGAAUGUUAGAAGCUCACUAGGCACAAAAGAACAUGUACUGUGUGAUUCCAUAUAUUCUAGAAUAGGGAAAAUAAAUCUAUAGUAUCAAAAACACAUCAGUGGUUGCUUGGAGUUGGGAAGCAAGAGAGCGGAUUACCUGAAAAGAGGCAUUUCUAUAUAUUAAUUCCAAGGUUGUUAUUUGAUGUAUAAAUUCAUGAACAGUAUACUUUGUGGUGUAUGUAAAUUAGACCUCAAUGAAGUUGAGUUUUUAAAAGGUGAUAACGUAACAUGAAUUAAAUUUAUAUAAAACUAAAGAGAUCAAAAUAAUAUGAUGUUGGUACAAAGAGAGACAAAGCGAUGGAUACAAAAAUAAAUUAUAAAAGUGAACUUAAGUUUGCAAUAGUUAAGAAUUUAGAAUGUGUCUAUUUUGGUAUUUCAAAUCAGGUUAGGGAAAAAUAAUUUAUUCUUAAAUGAUGUUGAGUCAAGUGACUCAACAAAAUAAAACAAAAUUAGAGGCUUAUCUAUUACCACUUACAAAAACUGAAUUUGAUAUGGAUUAAAGAGUUAAGUCUAUACAAAAGAAAAUGACCCAGCAGCAGAUGGGCACCAGGGUCUGAGGGCACAGAGUAGAGAGAUGCAGGAGCUUUGCCUGAGCCUGGAGAACCUGGCUGGGUCACUCCUGGCUUGGACUCCAGCCCUGGGGAAGUGUGAAGUCCUGGAGAUGUCUCAGCCUUGUGACCAUCAGUGGCAUUCCAAGGCUCUCUUGCUUCAAGCCCUAAGGCUAGAAACUAAUGGAGCCCCUUUUUCAGGCUGGUUCACCUUCCUGUCCCGGCACUGAGGCUCAACUCUCCAGUCUGCAAAAUGGCAUGACAGUGGCGGACUUCCUGACUUGAAGAUUUGUGGAGAGGACCACAUGACACACCACAUGAGAACUGCCCUGGGCAGUAGUUGAUACUUAGGAGCACCAGGCCUGGGAGAGGAGCUGGGGACAUUGGCUCUGUGGGAAAAAGCAGAUGUCCUACAUCAUCAGUCCUCCCAUGACUGCUCCACUUGUCUUGUGUCCUGCCAGCAAGUGACUGGGGAAGAGCCACAGAGGAGAGGCAGCUGAAAGUGAGUGACAAGGGCAGAGACUGGUGUCUUGGCCCCACCCUGAGUGAACUGAGGCACCCCAGAGAGGAGCAUGCAGCUCACUCCAGUUCCCUGGACUUGGUGGAACAGAUCCUUGGGGCCCUUCCUGACCAUCUACUGGAGGUGCUGAGUCACUCUCACAGUCUCUGGGCAGAAGUCCCAGGUGAGCUCACUGGCCCCCAGUGAUGAAGAACUGAUCAGAGUCCAGAAGAUGUUUGCAUUCUCUUUGUUUCCCCUGAGUCUCCUGGGAAGAUGUGGAUUAAGCUGAAUUAAGAGACAGGUGAUGAUCACAGGUGUUGGGUGCUUGGGUAGAGUCUCCAUGGUAACAGAGCCAUCUGGUUUUCUUGCCUGGCACCAGGCCUUAUGACUUCAUGAUGGAAUCUUUUCUCAGCAGGCAGAGGGGGAUUUGCCAGGGUAAAGAGGAGGCUGGGAGGGAGAGGCCUGCCGAGGGAGGCUUUGUCUUUUCAGCCAGAGUUUUACGAUUAGGCUUCAUCGUGUCACGAUGCGGUGCUACUGCUGACCCCAAAACAGGACGCCGGAAGUGGUGCUCACUGGAGACUAUGUCUCAGAAGAACUGUGAGGAUGAAUCUGGGGCCCCAACCUCUCCUAGCCUCCUGGAGGAGGAUGACCCAGGGCCCCUGUCCUCCCAACAGCAGGCCACCAGUUCAAGGGACAAGAAGCCCCUAAGCUCCCUCCACGUUUCACAUAGGGCCCAGGUGGCCUUGGAGUACCUGCCUUUCUUCUGCACCUAUGGGUACCUCCUGGCAGAGGAGGGGUUGGACCUGCAGCCCGAGACACUGCUCCAGGAGGACUCAGAACUGCUCAGUGGGUUCUUCCCUUACUACCGCUCUGAGGAGGAGAGUUUGCCCAGCAUAGCCCUUCCUGGCUGGUCACACAGGGGCUCCCAAGAUGCGCCCACUGAGAGGGAGGCACAGGCUGGCUGCUUCUGCAGGACAACAGUCAGGGACGAAUGCUCUGCUGCCUCGGCACACUCAGACCUCAUCUCUGGGUCCUCACACCCACUGGCCCGCUGCCCCAUCCUGCAGGUCUCGGCAGCGUUCGCCCAUGACAGUGAUCAGGAUGCUCCUCUCUCCAGGAACCAUGGUCUUUAUGCCUCAGGAUUCGUGCAUUACUACAGAACCCCUGAAGAGGGGCUGCACACUAGCCCAGGGCCUCCUGCCUCUCCAUCUGGGAGCUAGAGACCCUCAGGGGCUGCCCAGGGCUGGUGCGGUCAUACCGCGGGGAUGCCGGAGCUGGCUGCAGCGGAAGCCACUGGAGAGCAGGCCCCCAGCACCCACUGAACAUCAAGGGACGAAGCCCGUCCCAAGCUCAGACAGAGGGAGCAGGAGCCAUCUGAACAACUGAAGGGUGCAGACAGCCAGAAGCUGGUUUUGUAAAUAAAUCGUGCACCUUGAAGCUGGUGAAUUAAUUGGAUGCUUUGGAGUAAUACUUUCAGCUUCAAUUUAUUAAGCAUUUACUUUGUAGUAGGCACUUUACAGAGAUCAUCUUCAUAAUCGUUGGGUGUAGACACUGGUGUCAUCUCCAUUCUACAACUGUGCCCGAGCUCACACAGCUAGCAGACAGCCAGGAAGAGUGGAGCUGGGAUUUACACCAGCUCCGUCUGACCUCGGGUCAAGUACUUAAGCACCUCCUCGCUACAUUCUUCCUCAGUGGGUCUAUGCGUAGCAAGAAAUGAGCCAGGUGCUCCCCUACACCCAGGCCUCUGCUAGACCCAUGUUGCUGUCUCUUUUUCCUCAUUGCCUCUGUACCUUUCCUUUCCCUGCCCCUGCCCUUGGGUAGAGCAGGUGAGGAAGGUGACUCUGCAUGUGUCUGCCAGGCCCUACCUCCUUGGACUGUGUGGACCUGUUUUCUGGUGCUCCAGCCCAACCUCCAACCCCAGGCUCACCUGGCACAUGGCUGAAGCACACUGGGAUUUUGAGAGUAUGUGCUCAUCCCACCUACUCCGGGGCCAGACACUUAGAUGCUGGUUCCUGCUUGAAACUCCUUUAGCACCAGCCACACUGGUGUGACCCACGUUCACAGCCUCUCUGUCCCGUGGCGCUGGUUUUGUGUCUCCUCCCUGGGUGUGGGUUCUUUGUUUGCUUUGACGCUCACACACCUCUGACCACUGGAUCCCCACUCCUCCAUCCAAUGGCUGCUUGUCUGGAAUGCCCUCACCUGCUCACCGUGCUUCCUGAGGAUGAGGACCUUGAGAAGGGGAGAGAAAUCAAUUGGUCACACUAGAGUUACAUCAAAGAAAUUCUUUUUAGAAAAUCUGUUUUUUUACUAUUUCCAAGGCACUCCUAUGACUUCCCGUUGGGUUUAGGGAUUUGGGGUUUGGAGUAUGAUGGGAGUAUGAAGAAAUAAAGUUGCCCUUGCCAGGAA
Molecule: messenger RNA, 7410 nt
Organism: Macaca mulatta (Rhesus monkey)
Lineage: Eukaryota; Metazoa; Chordata; Mammalia; Primates; Cercopithecidae
Source: RefSeq, a predicted model, not a curated record